Tripterygium wilfordii is the source of this 1417-nucleotide messenger RNA. RefSeq lists its product as uncharacterized. Lineage: Eukaryota; Viridiplantae; Streptophyta; Magnoliopsida; Celastrales; Celastraceae. The transcript has 9 exons. The record is from RefSeq and is a predicted model, not a curated record. The coding region runs from base 302 to 1282 and encodes 326 amino acids.
GGUGGGUGCAUCAAACCCACUGCAUCUCGCAACCCAUAGGAUGCUUGUUAAAGACUACGUGGAAGAGAAGAGUAGCACGCUGUUUCAAUAAUAAUCCAAUAAAAGCAAUAUAGAAAAAUUCAGUUAAUUUCGUUAAUAGAAGAGUAGGCGUAGCCAAUGACAGGUGGCCCAUUGCAGACCCAAAUCGUUAAAUUGUCAAUGCCUGCUGCCGGCUUUCAUUCCCCUGUUUAGGGCUCUUUUUUGUCUCCAGUUUUAUGUGAGACAUUUUCUGUGGAGGUCCCGCGAUUCAGGAUUCGGAACAAUGGCGAAGCAAAGGAAAUUCGUUGACAACAUACCUAAAUACCGCCAGCAGCGGAGGAGUCCCGCUCCCAAACGCCGCACCGACUUUUCUCUCUUCUCUUAUUACUCUCCUUCUUCUUCGUUGCCCUCUUCAGAAUCCUUGCCGGGGUCAUCCUGUGAUAGCCAUCGAUCCUCGAAUAUCACCUUAACUAGUACGGAUGACAAGAAACAUGAAGGAAAAUCAUUUCAUCAGCUCCAUCUUGCUCUACAUGGAAAUUUUCAAGAUGAAAAAUUUGGAUUAUCUACAAGUUUAUUAGAAGUGCCGGCGACUAAAGUUGAAUCAGUUGCUCAAGAUGUGCUCUUAAACUCUUGCAGUCAGAGGGAUCUCAUUAAACAAAAGACUGAUACUUCGAGGAUAUUGAAUUUUGCCUCUACGGAGUCACAAGUUAAAGGAAACGGUGGAGUUUGCAUGACCCCUGGAAAUGUCGUAUGGGCUAAAACAGCUUGCCAAAUGUGGUGGCCUGCUGAAAUUGUUGAAGGAGAAUCCACUUCAGCUGGUUCAGAAACAGAAGGCAUCUCAGGGCAUGUUUUGGUGCAAUUUUAUGGAAAGCAUGAGAGUGCUUGGGUUGAUCCAGAAAAAGAUCUUUCACCGCUCGAGAAGUCCUUUGAAGAAAGGAGCUGCAACCAUAUGGAAAAUUUUCAAGAUGGUUUGGAACAAGCAUUAAAGAAGAAGGAGCAUUUACUUUGCCAAAGACAGUUGCUAUUCAAACCUGAUGGGUCGAAUUGCUUGCUUCAGCAAGACCAGUCAUCUCGUAAGUCAGUUUCAUCAAAUUCGGGCAAAGUAGAGGGCGAUUUGCCGAAGAAAGUGAGGGAAAAAAGGGAAAGAAAGCCCAAGAUUCACUUUGAUGAGGUGGCUUUACCAUGUAGAUCUGCUAAGAAAGUUCGCCGUUUCAAGAUAAUGAGACACCUUGGCUUGGCAGCUCCGCUAGGUUCUCCUUUUUAACUCACUUCCUAAUGUUAUAGAAAUCUCAAAGGUUGAGAUCCUUUUUGCUCAUAAAAUUAUUCUUAAUGUAAUGACUGUGAAUAGCUAAUUCCUUGGUUAUUUUACACGUAAAUGAGACAAUGGCUUUUGCAGUAA